GUUCGCUGAACCGGGCGAAUCCGAGUCCGCACCUCCCACAUCGAUCGAGUGGAGAUCCCUCCUUAGACCUCUCUCUCGGUCCUCCGUCUCUUUCGUUUCCUCCGCUGGAAAAUGAGGAAGGUGCACAUCGACGAUGUCCAGCCGGCGACGGUGGAUGAUCAUUUCGAUGCCAUUAUGGCCGAGAAGGAGGACAUAGACCCAAACCCGUCCGAGAUCACACCCGACGACAUGCCGGAGUGGUUCAACGAGGAACUUUUCAGAAGAGGCCAGCAAUAUUACCGCAGGAACAAGCUCGCCAUGGGGGGUGCGAGUACUCUGGGGCUGGUCGCGGUUCUCGUGAUCCCAACCAUCCUGAAAGUCUUGACGUACACAAAGUCCAGCUCCACGCCUUGUACCGCCUUCAAGAGAUACCUGGAAACCGUGCUACACACUAAUUACCUGUACACCUGUGACUUCAAAGAUCCAAAUUCAAAAUUGUACAAAAGUUUGAACGUGAUCCGGUAUAAGCACUGCAUCAACUCCAGAAGAUCGGUGAACGGCGGGGCGGGUGCCAUCACUCAGAAGAACAUGGUGCUCACGCAAUUCGGGUUUUUGGGCUAUGCUCUGCUCAGACCGAAGGAACUGAGCUUGACAAACGAGCCCGAGGAGCGAGAGGGCCUUAAUCAUCUUUGGCGCGUGGUCGGUCAUAUGAUCGGAAUUCCGGAUCGACUGAAUUUGUGCCGGAAAAACGAGGCCGAAACGACCAAGCUAUGCGAGAGGCUGAUGAAGGAGGUCUUCGCAAAGCACAUGAAAGAGGAUCCCCCGAACUUCAGAGAGAUGACGAGCAUCAUGUUGGACGGUCUGCGAUGCGUCGACGUUUUGCUCGAUGCGGACGCAUUUCUGGCUUUUACGUACGAGAUGACAGAUCUGAAAUAUCAGAGGCCACUGGGACUCUACAGUACGCUGAAUUUCAUGUUCAGGUCAACGUUGUUCACCAUCCUUGGUCUCCCAUACAUCGGUGUUGUCCUUAGAGUCUACUACAACUAUUACCUGGCCUUCAAUUAUUGGCUUCAGGAGAGGUGGCAGUUAAUAGCAUGGCUAAGAUUUGGGAAACAGAACGUGCACAUUAACGUCCACCCAAAAUUGAAGUAAAUCCAUUCCAAGGAUUCCGAUAUGUACUUUGGUACCUUUAUCAGAGGGUACGGCGUACGUGUUUUCACUAAUUUCUUUUUAUCUCCCCGAACGCGACGUCGCUUCGUCGAGGAAAUUUUAAUCUCUCCCAGGAAAUUGGAAGAUGUAACGGUGUUUUAUCAUUUUACACAAAGACCAGCGCAAUUUUUGUAAUUAAUGACUGCAUAACAUCAGUUUUAUACAGAC
Molecule: messenger RNA, 1356 nt
Organism: Orussus abietinus
Lineage: Eukaryota; Metazoa; Arthropoda; Insecta; Hymenoptera; Orussidae
Exons: 8
Coding region: 112-1131 (339 amino acids)
Source: RefSeq, a predicted model, not a curated record